Punica granatum (pomegranate) is the source of this 998-nucleotide messenger RNA. NCBI's taxonomy places the organism in Eukaryota, Viridiplantae, Streptophyta, Magnoliopsida, Myrtales, Lythraceae. The record is from RefSeq and is a predicted model, not a curated record.
CAAAUCAUCAAUAUAAAACCCUAAUCCGUAAUCCCUCUCUCUCUCUCUCUCUCUCUCUCUCUCCAGUUCAAUCAAACUCGCCGAGUUGCCCGGUGAAGAAGGCGAAGCUUAUAGAGAGAGGAGCGAAGAUUCUGAAGCUUUUCGCAGGAAAUAGCAAUGGGGAAAGAGCUUCAGAAGCAGCAGCAGUCCUACACUGUCGAGCAGCUCGUCGCCUUCAAUCCUUACAACCCCGACAUCCUCCCCGAUCUCGAAAACUACGUCAACGAGCAGGUUUCAUCUCAAACCUACAGCCUCGAUGCAAAUCUUUGCCUUCUCCGCCAUUACCAGUUUGAGCCGGAGAGAAUGAGUACCCAAAUUGUUUCUCGCAUCCUAAUUAAGGCUCUCAUGGCGAUGCCAGCUCCAGAUUUCAGCCUUUGCCUCUUUUUGAUUCCAGAGAGAGUGCAAAUGGAAGAACCAUUCAAGACACUGAUUGUUCUCUCCAACUAUUUGGAGACAGGAAGAUUCUGUCAAUUCUGGGAUGAGGCUGCCAAGAGCCGUCACUUGCUCGAAGCCGUUCCAGGUUUUGAGCAAGCAAUCCAAGCUUAUGCUGUUCACGUACUUUCUCUGACUUACCAAAAGGUUCCGAGAGCUGUUCUUGCCGAGGCAAUCAACAUCGAAGGUCCAUCACUGGACAAGUUCAUUGAGCACCAGGUCGCGAACUCUGGUUGGGCUAUUGGCAAGGGACAGCUCAUUGUGAUAUCUCAGAACUUAUUCAAUCAUCCUGAGCUGAAGAAGAAUGGCGCUGAGAUUGUUCCGUUGGAGCACAUCACCCGGAUCUUCCCCAUUCUCAGCUAAUUUUCCCAAGUCAAAUGUGAAGUUGAGCUUCUAGAGGCUAAGUCCGACUUUGUGAUGCUCCAAAGUUGAGAAUUAUGUAUUCGUUUUUAUCUUGGACCGACUCAAUUAUAUAUCUGAACUUAGCUUGAAAUUGCACCAUUUUUGUGGGGUUUGAUAUUAUUUCA